Messenger RNA from Chiloscyllium plagiosum (whitespotted bambooshark), 7300 nucleotides. RefSeq names its product ras-specific guanine nucleotide-releasing factor 2. Gene Ontology annotation, biological process: Ras protein signal transduction. Gene Ontology annotation, molecular function: guanyl-nucleotide exchange factor activity. Gene Ontology annotation, cellular component: plasma membrane. The record is from RefSeq and is a predicted model, not a curated record. NCBI's taxonomy places the organism in Eukaryota, Metazoa, Chordata, Chondrichthyes, Orectolobiformes, Hemiscylliidae.
GGUGCUGGCUGACUCGCUCUGACAGCAACAGCCAGCCACACGGGGUCGUGCCUCUUUAAAUCGGUGUCAAAGCCGAUUCCAGCUGAUCUCUCCCACGUGAUUCCCUCUUUACCGUCUGUUCCCUUUGCUCACCAGCCGCGUUCUCCCUCUGGAUGGCCGUGUGUCUGCACUCAGUUCGGAGUUUGCUGCUGGAUCCCAAUGCCUGGCCCCUCUCGCUCCGGCUCUGUGUGCAGACUUUCAGCAGAGCAGCGGCUGCUCGCCUGUCUAAGUUUCUUUCUGUGUUGCUGACUUUGGGGCUAAUGGGUUUCUGUCUAAGCUGGGUGGCUGGGGUUCCUGAGGGGAGACCGUAACAGAACAAAAGUUGUUUCCUCCUCUCACCCUCACCCACCCCCUUCUCCCUUUAAAUAACCAUCCCCCCUUUCCCCUUUCUCGCCCCCCAAAGCAAAAACAAUCUUAACGCGCCAGUCAGACGGAAAAUGCAGAAAAGCAUCAGGUUGAAUGAGGGGCACGCUAUGUAUUUGGCUCUGAUUGCGCGGAAAGAGGGGACGAAACGCGGCUACCUGAGCAAGAAGACAGCGGACAACAGCAAGUGGCAAGACAAAUGGUUCGCUCUCUACCAGAAUGUGCUCUUCUACUUUGAGAACGAGCAGAGUAGCAGACCCUCGGGGAUUUAUCUGAUCGAAGGCUGCACUUGUGAGAGGGUCCCGUCCCCCAAGCCACCGCCAAUGGGCAAGGAGACGCUGGAGAAACAGCAUUACUUUACCAUAAAUUUUGGACAUGAGGGACAUAAACCAUUGGAGCUCCGGAUUGAGGAAGAGGCUGACUGUGAGACAUGGGUGGAUGCUAUUCAGCAGGCCAGCUACUGUGAUCUUCUAAUUGAGCGUGAGGUGCUGAUGCAGAAGUAUAUUCAUCUGGUUCAGAUAGUAGAAACGGAGAAAAUUGCAGCACAUCAACUGCGGCAACAACUUGAAGAUCAAGACACUGAGAUUGAGAGAUUGAAAGCUGAGAUUGUCGCUGUGAACAAAACAAAAGAACGGAUGCGGCCUUACCAAGGAAAUGCUGAGGAUGAAGACCCAGACAUUAAAAAGAUUAAAAAGGUACAAAGUUUCAUGAGGGGCUGGCUCUGUCGACGGAAAUGGAAGACAAUUGUACAAGACUACAUUUGCUCGCCACAUGCAGAGAGUAUGAGGAAAAGAAACCAAAUUGUCUUUAACAUGGUGGAGGCAGAGUCGGAGUACGUCCAGCAGUUGUAUAUCCUGGUGAACUGCUUCCUGAGACCCCUACGGAUGGCUGCCAGCUCAAAGAAGCCACCAAUCAAUCAUGAUGAUGUCAGCAGCAUUUUUCUCAACAGCGAAACAAUCAUGUUCCUUCAUGAGAUAUUUUACCAAGGAUUGAAAGCACGGAUAGCCAACUGGCCUACAUUGGUGUUAGCUGACUUAUUUGACAUUUUACUACCAAUGCUGAAUAUUUAUCAAGAGUUUGUCAGGAACCACCAGUACAGUUUGCAGGUAUUAGCAAACUGUAAGCAAAACAGGGAUUUCGACAAGCUGCUGAAACAAUAUGAAUCAAACUCAGCGUGUGAGGGGCGGAUGCUGGAGACCUUUCUUACGUAUCCCAUGUUCCAGAUCCCACGAUAUAUAAUCACAUUACAUGAACUCUUGGCACACACACCAUAUGAGCACGUGGAACGAAAAAGUCUGGAAUUUGCAAAAUCGAAACUAGAAGAUCUUUCAAGGGUAAUGCAUGAUGAAGUGAGUGACACAGAAAACAUUAGGAAAAAUCUUGCAAUAGAACGAACAAUUGUGGAAGGAUGUGACAUAUUGCUGGAUGCAAGUCAGACAUUUGUACGGCAAGGUUCCCUCAUACAGCUCCCUUCAGUGGAGAGAGGAAAGCUUGCCAAGGUUCGUUUAGGUUCCCUGUCGUUGAAGAAAGAAGGAGAGAGACAGUGUUUCUUAUUCACAAAACAUUUCUUAAUCUGCACAAGAAGUUCGGGAGGAAAGCUGCAUCUCUUGAAGACUGGAGGUGUGAUUUCUUUGAUAGACUGCACCCUAAUAGAAGAACCUGAUUCAAGUGAAGAUGAAUCGAAAGGCUCUGGUCAGGUUUUUGGGCAUCUAGAUUUCAAAAUUGUGGUUGAAUCAGCUGAUGCACCACCGUUCACAGUUGUGUUGCUAGCCCCGUCUCGACAGGAAAAAGCUGCAUGGACCAGUGACGUAAGCCAGUGUAUAGACAACAUACGGUGCAAUGGUUUAAUGACCAGUGUGUUUGAGGAAUAUUCAAAAGUUACUGUGCCUCAUAUGAUUAGAUCUGAUAUCCGACUCCAUAGUGAUGAUAUGGAUAUCUGCUUCAGCAAGACACUGAACUCCUGUAAAGUUCCACAGAUCCGCUAUGCCAGUGUAGACAGGCUGCUGGAGAGACUGACUGAUCUGCGCUUUCUUAGCAUUGACUUCCUCAAUACCUUUUUGCACACCUACCGAAUAUUCACAACUGCACUGGUUGUCUUGGAAAAGCUGACAGACAUCUACAAAAGACCUUUCACCUCCAUCCCUGUCAGGUCACUGGAACUGUUUUUUGCAACUAACCAAAGCAACAGAUCUGAGCACAUGAAUGACGGAAAGUCUCCAAGAUUGUGUCGAAAAUUUUCUUCGCCACCUCCGCUGUCUCUUUCUCGGACAUCUUCUCCUGUCAGAACUCGGAAACUUUCACUCAGCUCCCCUGUGAAUUCUAGAAUAGGAGUCCUUGAUCUUUCCGCAUCCUCCAUAUCUAGUACUUCUACUUUUGCUUAUAGCCCAGCUACCUCUCCACCUCCCCUAGCAAGCAAAACCCCACUGGAUCUGAGCAAAGGUUCCUCGUCCCUAGAUCAGUGCCCUCUGUCCACAGAGGAAAAUUCAGAGCAUCCCCGCAUUGACAUAUGCAGCAAGUUAAGAAGAAGCAUCAGGAGAGGGCUACGGCAGAAAUAUUAUAUUAGAAACAUUCCCCUCAGCCAGCAGCUGCUAAGACUUAAUGUUCAAUCCGGUGUGUUGGGACCUGGCUGCAGGGAGAUGGACAAUGUACGAUGCUCUGUGUCUCCUACUUCAGCAUUCGCCAUUGCCACAGCAGCAGCAGGACAUGGGAGUCCACCAUCCGAAAACUCUGGAGUGCAGGAAAAGUUUAGACGAGUUUCAAUGGGAGGAUUUAACAACUCAGAGCGCAUGUGCGACAAAGAAUUUAUAAUACGAAGGGCAGCUACAAACCGUGUUUUGAAUGUCCUUCGACACUGGGUUUCCAAGCACUCUCAGGAUUUUGAGAUGAACAGUGAACUGAAAUCAAACAUUGUAAAUUUAUUAGAGGAAGUGAUGCGUGACCAUGAUCUGCUGCCCCAAGAAAGGAAAGCCACAGCCAACAUUUUAAGUGUGCUUUCACAAGAUGAGUUGGAUGAUCCUCAGCUGCGGAUGGAAGUUUUAAUACAGAUGACAGAUGGCCCCAGGAUGGAAACCUUUGAGACACUGUCAGUCAUGGAAAUAGCAGAGCAGUUAACGCUCCUUGAUCAUAUUGUUUUCAGAAGCAUACCAUAUGAGGAGUUUCUUGGUCAAGGGUGGAUGAAAGUUGAUAAAACUGAACGAACGCCAUACAUCAUGAAGACUAGUCAGCAUUUUAAUGAUAUGAGUAAUCUUGUUGCUUCUCAAAUCAUGAUGCAUGCUGAUGUCAGUUCACGCACAAUUUCCAUUGAGAAAUGGAUAGCAGUGGGAGACGUUUGCAGAUGUCUGCAUAACUACAAUGGAGUCCUUGAGAUCACAUCAGCCCUGAACAGGAGUGCAAUCUAUAGGCUGAAGAAAACCUGGGCAAAGGUUUCCAAACAGACCAAAGCUCAAAUGGACAAGCUUCAGAAAACUGUCUCAUCAGAAGGAAGAUUUAAAAAUCUAAGAGAAACUCUGAAAAAUUGUAAUCCACCAUGUGUUCCAUAUCUCGGGAUGUAUUUGACUGACCUAGCAUUUAUAGAAGAGGGUACCCCAAACUUUACUGAAGAAGGUCUUGUAAACUUUUCCAAAAUGAGAAUGAUAUCACAUAUUAUCAGGGAGGUACGACAGUUCCAACAAACACCAUACCGAAUAGACCAUCAACCAAAGGUCAUUCAAUACUUACUUGACAAAUCAAUUAUUAUGGAUGAAGAUACGUUGUAUGAGCUGUCCUUAAAAAUUGAACCUAGGCUCCCUGCAUGAGAACCAGCAAAUCUGUGGCUGCAAAGAUUCAGCAGCUUAGUAUGACAACCCAGAGUGUAUGUGGCGAGCUGCAUGGAGUGUGACUUAUCUACCCAGGGUAAAUGUGAGUGUGAGUUUUCCUAAAGGAAAGAUGGAACCUUACGGGAAGAUUGCUUAACACACAUUGGAAGAUGAAGAACUUCUGCUUGGGAUGAAAGAUUAAGGUCAUUUAUAUCCAGAAAACUUGACACUAUGAAUGAGCAUAAUUUCUGCAGAAUGGAAAAUAUGAAGAUAAGUUAAAAUGAAAGUCAUUAUAUUAAAUUCUAAAAAGAACACAUUAUAGUGUGCACAAAAAAAUGGCAAGCAUUGAGGUAACUGUUCAUCUGCAAGUCUGGACAUUCAAUAUGAUACAAAUUAUUUCCUUCCUAGGAGCUGUUUUAGUCAUAAGCAGCUUGAUUGGCUGUUGGUAGACUUUUGUUUUUCAGAGAGGGGUGUUCAGUAUAAGACAUGAAAACUGAAGGACUGUCUCAGCGUCCGAGAGAAAUUAUGUCUAAAGAACAACCUGAAGAAUAUAGCAGUGUUGCGUUUCAUGAAGCAUAGCGUGAAAGAUGGUGAAAUGCCACCACAGUUCUUAGUGGCUUCAAGAAAUGAGCUCUUCAAACUUAAGUUGAGAAGUUCUAAUGGCAUGAGCUUUAAAAACAUCUGCUUGCUGUACCAUUGCAGCAUCGUUGCACACAUGAACCAUUCAUAAAAUUACAAGUCGUACUGAAAUAGUGAUUUAGGGUAUCACUGCUUGUUUAUACUUUAACAGGCGUCCGUUUUGUAUGUUGUAUCUGGGAUGUUCAGUAGUAGCUUUCAAAGUAGAAUGUUAAAUGUCUUUGAAAUAUGCUGAUAUUUAGUCACAUCAUCUUUGUGUUGAGCUAAGUAUUAUGUUGUGCUGCUUGUUUGUGCUUUCCUACUUCCAAAGUCUUAAAAAAUGUAUUGAAAUCUUGAAUCAAAGCAGCCACAGACAGGGUGUGGGUCUAUGCGAAUAAUAAACUACUGACAAUUUUAAUAAUGUUUCAAAACAUCUCCUGGAACACUAUCAUUCAAAUAUUCAAAAAAAAUGAUAUUCCCAAGAAUUUGAAAACUCAUUCAUCCUCAAUGCCAAGGAUUUUGCUCAAGACGAUCCGCUAAGAACCAACUUUCAAAAAAGAAUUAAAAAAAAAAAGAAUUUAUUCAAUGUACAGUGGGUGACAAUGUUCUAAGUUUUACAGUUUCUGGCAAGGUACAGACCUGAAACAGGAAGUGUGCAUUAUACCUCUCUGGCCCCUCUCUUGUCAGCAUGUUGAAUCCAAUGUCAACUAACCAAGUAGGGGCUGGUCAAAGGAAUGCUUGCUGUGUUUAAAAAGAGGACUCUAUGCCUCAUUGGUUAUCGAUUAGGAAAGAGGUUAAACCAAGAAUUUAGUCAGGUAAAUGAUAUAGUCUGGUCCCCCAUCCCCCCUUUGCCUAUGUAAAACACAUCAGUCAGUUGUGGCCACUAAUUUAAAGGCACACAUUAUCCCCACGCUCUCUGUGGUUUAUAUAUGUCAGACUAUAAAAAGUUAAAGUAAUAAAGUCUGCUAAUAGCUAAAUGCUGUCACCUUCAAAAGCAGACUCUGCUGCUACGUACCCAUAUGACCCCUUUUCAUCCACCUGUACAUUGCCUCCUCUUUCUUGUUGGUACAGUCAUAUGACUAGGGAAAAGUAGAGUGGGAAAUGAAAUGUUGAUCAGCUUGUUAACAAACUAAACAGAUUGCUAAUUGGUUAUUUGAACAGAGCAGUGUUCUUCCAAUUCCAGCACCAACUUGCCUUCCAUAUUUUUGGAGUCUGGCUGGAUAGCAUUGGAUCGCUGACCCAAUGUCAUUGCAUCAAAUUUUACAUAUGCACAUUUGGUGGAUGGAAGUGGGGAGGUGUGCCCUGCAUGAUUUCUGCUAGUAAAUUCCAGUCCACUGGCUUCUCUCCACAAUCUUCACACACUUGUGUUAUGUUGAGGCCUAUUGGGAAGACAUUUUAAUAAGAUCUCUGCAGUUAAAGCUGGCUAGCUCGUAUCAGAAAUGGGUUCUGAAGAAAAUAUUUCAUUACAUCUAGCCGUAAUAAUUUAAAUCAACGUGAAAGACUGUCAAACCUAGACCAGCAGUUUCAGAGACUUGGUAAAAACUCUCAAUAAUGGAGCAUGCUUUCCUUUUACUCUCACCCUGGAACUUUAACAAAACAUCACUAACAGUAAGUUAAUACAUCAUUCUGUUUGUGUGAUUACAUAAGCAAUUAUAUGAUAUUCUUUGUAAUAACAUGAAAACUUAGAUUAUGGUGUCCUAUUUUAAGAUGAGAAAUUGUGGAAAAAUGUCCUUCAUAUUUUAUGAAAAUAUAUUUUUAAGAGGGACAAUACAAAAUGAGGGCUAUUUAUUUACAACAGACAAUAAAGCAACUCUCAGGGAGUCAACUCUUUAAUGUACUAAAAUCAAACAGUUGCAGGUGAUAUUAUUCUUAAAUUCUUUUUUAUUUAAUUUUCUACACAAUAUACUUUAUGCUAAAUUAAAUAACAAUGGUUGUUUGAUCUGAAAGUUUCAGUUCUGUGCUUAUAUAAUAGUACUGUUCAAUUACACAACUGCAAGUAUGCUGUCAAUGUCAUAGUAGGCAAUAUGCAAUCAUAGCAAUCAGCAGGCAAAGCAGUUAAUGACUCUUUCAAUAUUGAUUGAAUAUAAGGCACAAGUAUACAGAAUAAUGGUAGAUAGACAUUGGUUAACUCAGUUGGCUGGCAGUCAGUUUAUGAUACCAACAGGGUGGGUUCAAUUUCUGCACUGGUUGACAGUACUAUAGAGUACUCUCCAUCUCAACCUCUCCUUUUGCCUGAGGCGUGGUCACCCACAAUUUAAACCACCAUCUCACACUUCUCUCUAAAGCCCUAUGGUCUGGUAGGACUACAGUGACUUAUCUUUUAUUUACUAUUAAAAGUAAUUUAGGGAUUUUCUUUUAACAACGAGCAGUAUGUCAGUAAGAGAUUACAAUUUGAUGAAAAUGUGACGAUGUGCAUGUAGUGAUUGUAAUGAGGUCAGCCAGGUAGACCUCAUAGAAUAUGAGUUCCCUGAUUGGGGCUGGUAAUCUGG